Protopterus annectens (West African lungfish) is the source of this 1271-nucleotide messenger RNA. Its product is annotated as chloride intracellular channel protein 4-like. The record is from RefSeq and is a predicted model, not a curated record. The coding region runs from base 73 to 792 and encodes 239 amino acids. The transcript is spliced from 6 exons. NCBI's taxonomy places the organism in Eukaryota, Metazoa, Chordata, Ceratodontiformes, Protopteridae.
CUGCAGAACACUCACACUGAGGGCAGACGCAACUGAGUUUUUUGAUCCCAGGAUUGCAAAGAAAACGUGGACAUGGCCACAGCUAGAAAGAUAGAAUUAUUUGUUAAGGCAAGUGAUGAUGGACGGAAUAUUGGAAACUGCCCUUUUUGUCAACGAUGUUUCAUGCAUCUGUGGAUGAAAAAUACCCCCUUCACAGUUACAUUUGUGGACAUGAAGAGAGCUCCUGAGGUCCUGAAAGAAGUUGCCCCAGGGUCACAGCCACCUUUCCUUUUGUACGAAGGAGAAGUGAGAACAGAUGUCAACAAGAUCGAGGAGUUCAUUGAAGAGACUCUUUGCCCACCUCAUUAUCCCAGAUUGUCACCAAGGUAUGACAAGUCAAAUAUGGCUGGCAGUGACAUUUUCCAUAAGUUUUCCUCCUACAUCAAAAAUCAAAACCCCGCAAUGGAAGAACACAAUGAAAAAGCACUGCUACGAACAAUGUUUAUGCUGGACAAAUUCUUGGGCACACCUCUGGAGCAUGAGCUUAAGGCAGACCCCAAUUUAAAAGUUUCCAAGAGGCUGUACCUGGAUGGAGAUGAACUGACCUUGGCCGACUGCAACUUACUGCCAAAACUACAUAUUGUACAGGUAGUGUGCAAAGAAUAUCGUAAAUUCGGUAUUCCAAAGGAGCUUACUGCACUUUCUAGAUACCUUUCCAAUGCCUACAAAAGGAAGGAGUUUGCUAAUACAUGUCCAGAAAACAAUGAAAUUAUAAAUGCAUACAAGUCUGUGGCUAAAUAUUAUAAAAUAUAACUAUAACUUUUCCUUGGGUCUCUCAGUCAGCAACAGUUCCUUAAAAUGUAAAACAGAAGCAGCUGCAAAAUUCAUGAAUGGGGUUUACUGGAGAUAUUCGGACAUUGCAUUAGUUUUAUCAAACCACCUCAUUCCUAUUUUGAUCAGUGCAACAAAACUGCUCGACUUUUUCACUCUGGAAAUUUCACUAUAAGAAAAGCAGUCCACACCUUUAAGACAAGAGAAAUACAGAUUAAAUUAUAUAAAAUAUGUGGUAGUUUUUUGACUGGAUGAAAACUGACACGUGACAUUAAAUUACUGCAGAACCAUUAACAGCUCAUCCAGUGUCCCAGUUUCCUCUCUGUAUUUAUUGUCUUAUAGGCCAUGGUGGUGAUGUGGUUAGCAUUGUCUCCUCACAGUAAGAGGUUCUCCCAUUUGAUUCUCGGCUGGAGCGCCUUCUGUGUGGAGUCUGCAUGUCCUCCCCGUGGUUGAAUGACAUU